Molecule: messenger RNA, 1055 nt
Organism: Hevea brasiliensis (rubber tree)
Lineage: Eukaryota; Viridiplantae; Streptophyta; Magnoliopsida; Malpighiales; Euphorbiaceae
Product: transcription factor bHLH115-like
Exons: 5
Coding region: 215-733 (172 amino acids)
Biological process (GO): regulation of DNA-templated transcription; intracellular iron ion homeostasis
Molecular function (GO): protein dimerization activity; DNA-binding transcription factor activity
Source: RefSeq, a predicted model, not a curated record
GGCUCACGUGGAAGCACAAUUGGUUUUUGCCUGGCUGUUGCAAAAAGCAGAGAGGGGGGCGAAUUCAGGGAGCUUCAGCCAUGGAAAGAGAUCAAGAGACUCUUGUCUUAAUCUACGGUUCAUACGUUUGAAGGUGACAUAAACUACACUCGCUGCUUUAGUUUCUGGUCUGAAGGGUCAUAGCUUUUAAGAGUUUCGGGGUUCAUGCAUUGCCAUGGAAGAGGUUCAAUCCAGUGGGUGCAGUUGGUCAUCUUCUCAGAUCAUAAUUGAUAAGAAAGAAUUAAGCUGGGGGAGCCAAAGUUGUGAACUUGAUGUUGAAGUGGAUGUUCUGCAAAAUGGCAUGGAUUCUGUUAAAGAUUUAUGCAGUAAGAAAAGAGCUCGCUUAGAAUCUUCUUCUGGACUAGGGACCAAGGCUUGCCGUGAGAAGAUGCGACGAGAUAUGCUGAAUGAGAGGUUCACAGAAUUGUAUUCUAUUUUGGAGCCUGGGAUAUCUCAAAACUCCAACCAAGUUGCUAUCCUGAGACAUGCAACACAUCAUCUAAACCACCUACGACUUGAAGCAAAGGAACUCAAAGACAAAAACAAGUUACUCCAGGAGACAAUGAACAGCCUUAAGGAGGAAAAGAUGGAGUUGCAGGAAGAGAAGCUGAUACUAAGAGCACACAAAAAAAGAAUGGAACAGGUGGUUGAGCAUUUCCUUUGCUCUGCAAUUUGCUUUCCAUGUGACAUCUAACAGCAAUCCUCUCAUGUUCUCCUUGAAUCAUAUGCCACAGAUAUGCCAGUGGAUGUCUCCUGCUUCUGUUGACACUUCUUAAGACCAUAUCCUCAGGUCUCCAGUAGCAGAAGUAUCUCUCUCAGUUUUCCUCUCUGACCUGGUUCUUUAUCGUAUAUGCGCAAUUCGGAAGUUACAUAGCCAAUAAACGAGUACAAAAGUUGCUUAAUUUGAACCAAUCCGAAACUGUGACCUACUUUGAAAUGUAAAUCAGCUAGAUAAGUUCUUGAGACUUGAAUACGGAACAUUCCCUUUCAUUCAUAUGCUUCAUUUUCAUGAUAAA